Desarmillaria tabescens is the source of this 354-nucleotide messenger RNA. RefSeq lists its product as uncharacterized. Bases 1 to 354 code for a protein of 117 amino acids. The transcript has 3 exons. NCBI's taxonomy places the organism in Eukaryota, Fungi, Basidiomycota, Agaricomycetes, Agaricales, Physalacriaceae. The record is from RefSeq and is a predicted model, not a curated record.
AUGUCUGCCCCCGCUGCCUCGCUCAAAAACAAGACGCGUUCGCGCUCCUCGUCCUCUUCUUCCUCGUCCUCUUCCUCCUCUGAUGAGGAAGCUCCAGUUUUCGCCCCGGUGGAGGGAAAGAAAUCCCAUUCAAUCUCCCGCCCACCGGUCGCUGUAUCGGGCAGGCAUGGAGCGGGCAAGCAGAAGGAGGCUCUGAAGCUUAGGUUGGAUCUUAACCUCGAGGUUGAGAUCGCUAUCCAGGCUAAGGUUAAUGGUGAUAUCACGCUUUCGCUUUUUGAAGGGGGUGAUGAUGGUAAUCUAUCACCGAGUGUGUUUCGCUCGAUAGCCACUACUAUCUUUGGUUUCAAUAGUUAA